AACUGAGAAGUAGUCGAGGAUGAAGACUCUCAACAAGCAUAUGUUAGUCGCUUGCGCCACUUUCUCCAUUAUACAUCUUGUUAUGUCUCAAAAUCAACAAGGUUUUAUCAGUUUGGAUUGUGGAUUACCUUCUAACGAGCCUCCUUAUAACGAACAAUUCACCAACUUAACAUACAUAUCUGAUGCCAAUUUCAUCCAAGGAGGAAAAACUGGUUAUAUCCAAAAUAACUCAGAGACAGUCUCUGUCUCAAAGCCAAACAGGGUUUUGAGAUACUUUCCUGAUGGAAUAAGAAACUGCUAUAGUCUAAGUGUCACACAGGACACCAAGUAUCUAAUCAGAACCGUAUUUGUAUACGGCAACUACGACGGUCUUAACAGUCCUCCACGAUUUGACCUUUAUCUUGGUCCUAAUAUUUGGACAUCCUUAGAUCUAAAAAAUUCGGGUUUAAGUGAGACUGAAGAGAUCAUUCACAUCACAAGAUCUAACAGUUUAGAUAUAUGUUUUGUUAAGACAGGGACAAGUACACUCCUGAUAUCAGUCAUAGAACUAAGACCCUUGCCGUAUCAUACUUAUACUACUCGAACUGGUUCCUUGAGGACGUUAGCACACCUCUACUUCAGCUAUUCAGACAAAAUUAUAAGUUAUCCCAAGGAUGUGUAUGAUCGUAUUUGGCAACCAUAUUUCCAACUGGAGUGGACUCAAAUAACCACAACACUGAAUGUAACUGACUCUUCUAAUGGCUAUGCCCCACCAAGAGAUGCAAUUACCACCGCCGCCAUACCGACUAAUGCCAGUGAGCCUUUAACUAUUAUCUGGAGUUUGGAAACCUCCGAUGAUGAAACGUAUGGUUACCUUUACUUCGGCGAGAUCCAACAACUGCGGGCCAAUGAAACUAGAGAAUUUAACAUUGUGGCGAAUGGUAGAGUUGUCUACGAUUCUUAUAGUCCUAUGAACUUUGAAGCAGACACUGUAUUCAACCACGCAUCGUUUAAAUGUGAAGGAGCUGUAUGUCGUUUACAGCUGUUCAGAACACCCAAGUCAUCUCUUCCACCUCAAAUGAAUGCCAUGUGGAGAUUUUUAGCGCCAUAUAUUUUCCACAAUCAGAGACAAGUAAAGAUGAUGUUAUUGCCAUCAAAAACAUCCAAUCUACUUAUAAUUUAAGUAGAACCAGCUGGCAGGGCGAUCCAUGCGUCCCAAAACAAUUCUCGUGGAUUGGUUUAAGCUGCAACGUUAUGGAUACCUCCACAGCACCAAGAAUCAUAACACUGUAAGAGCAUUCAAAUUAAACACUGUUUUCAAAUUAAAAUGUAUCUUUUUUUUUUUUGCUAAACAAUUAACAUGUAUCUUGAUAUUAUAUAUGUGGUAUUUUGCUCAAAAAAAAAAUAUAUGUGGUAUAUAUCUUCUUUUAUUUUUUGAAAAAAUAUGUGGUAUAUAUAUAUCUCUAACCAUGCAAACAGAGAUCUGUCUGAAAGUGGAUUAACUGGAAUGAUACAAAAUCUAAGCCAGCUUCAAGAACUGGAUUUAUCGAAUAACAAUUUGACUGGAGAAGUGCCCGAGUUUCUAGCCAAAAUGACAUCCUUAUUGGUCAUAAACUUAAGUGGAAACAAUCUUAGAGGUUCUGUUCCUCAAUCCCUUCUCAAUAGAAAAAAGGAUGGAUUAAAGCUAUCGUAAGAAUUUUUUUAACAGAUUAUCUUCUUUUAAUUAUAAUUUCCACUCUUUUCUUUGAAAUUUAUGUCAUGUUUUCAUUAUAUGCGAUAUACAUAUGGUAAUUGUUUUAUGGAGACGGAGACUACUUGGCUGUUGUCACUUC
Messenger RNA from Brassica napus (rape), 1811 nucleotides. Its product is annotated as leucine-rich repeat receptor-like serine/threonine-protein kinase At2g14510. The record is from RefSeq and is a predicted model, not a curated record. Lineage: Eukaryota; Viridiplantae; Streptophyta; Magnoliopsida; Brassicales; Brassicaceae. Bases 20 to 1162 code for a protein of 380 amino acids. The transcript has 6 exons.